Thlaspi arvense is the source of this 219-nucleotide messenger RNA. Lineage: Eukaryota; Viridiplantae; Streptophyta; Magnoliopsida; Brassicales; Brassicaceae. The record is from the annotation of a GenBank genome assembly.
AUGGCGUCGCAGGGGAACUCCACCGAUACUCUUUUCUCUCCUUAUAAGAUGGGCAGAUUCAGUCUCUCUCAUCGAGUGGUUCUGGCGCCGAUGACACGGUGCCGGGCUAUGAACGGCGUUCCAAACGCAGCGUUGGGGGAAUAUUACGCUCAACGUACCACUCCCGGCGGUUUUCUCAUCUCCGAAGGCACCAUGGUCUCACCCGGAUCUGCAGGGUAA